Trifolium pratense (red clover) is the source of this 1676-nucleotide messenger RNA. RefSeq lists its product as uncharacterized. NCBI's taxonomy places the organism in Eukaryota, Viridiplantae, Streptophyta, Magnoliopsida, Fabales, Fabaceae. The record is from RefSeq and is a predicted model, not a curated record. The coding region runs from base 249 to 1523 and encodes 424 amino acids. The transcript has 13 exons.
AAAAUAAUAAACAAGAGGUGUAGGCAGCAAAGUAGCCAGUUCAAGAAAAAGCCCAGCCCAACUCAAAUUUAGAAAGCUUGCAGGAAGGGUAUUUCCGUAAAAACAGAUCCAUGUUGAAACUUUCGCGAAGUGUACGAAAUUGGCGCCACCGUCACCGAUUCAUAUAGAAGAAACCUUCAAAUUCAGUUUUCAUUUCAACUUUCAAUUUCAUUUCAUUUCAAUUUCUGAAAAAUUCGAAACCUAAAUCGAUGACGAUAUGGAAGUGGUUUUGGAAUGAGGAGGUAGCACCACCGCCGGUGGUUCUAGUUCCGCCGCUGUUCGAUUUCCCUCCGAUAGCCGCCCGUAACAGAAUGCUUGAAUCUUCAUACGACGUCGUUUUCGGAAAACUCGCGUUGAGGUGUCUCUUCAAUGAUUACUUUCAAGAACCGAAGCAUUUCGUUACAAGAAUCAUGCUCAAACCAAUCGAUGAUCCUCACGUCGAUCUCAUCGCAACAGUUUCAGGUCCUCUUGAUCAAAAGCCUGAAGAAAACAUCACCGGAAAUGCAUCGUUUCGCUGGCAAAGUGAUGUAAAUGAUCCUCAUACAUUUGUGGACCUUUAUGUAUCGACAUCUGAUCCGGUUUUGCAGAUGCGGUCAUGUUCUUACUAUCCCAGAUAUGGAUUUGGGGCCUUUGGAGUGUUCCCUUUGCUGUUGAAGAAAAGAGAAACCUCCCAAGAUUAUGGCCUGAUGGGACUGAGAUAUGGUUCUGGAAAUCUAUCAUUUGGAGUCACACUUAAGCCUUUUUUCAUGAAAGAUGAAUUACCAAAAAGUGCAUGGCUGGUGAGCAAGAUAGGAAGGCUGACGGCUGGGGUGCAGUAUGAGCCACACCAUGCAAAUGCAAAACUUUCAAAUUUGAUGAACUGGAGUUGUGCCUUGGGUUAUGGCGUGGGAUCAGGCAGCCCUUUGAGCCCGUCUUUCAAUUUCAGUCUUGAGCUUGUCAAAAGCUCUCAGUUUGUCGCCUCCUUCUAUCAGCAUAUGGUUGUUCAAAGACGGGUGAAGAACCCCCUUGAAGAGAAUACUGUUGUUGGAAUUACAAACUACAUUGACUUUGGGUUUGAGUUACAAACAAGUGUUGAUGAUGCGAUAGCAGCAAACAGUAUCUCAGACUCCACUUUUCAAAUAGGUGCAUCCUGGCAAGCCAAUAAGAACUUCUUGCUGAAGGCAAAAGUUGGACCUAAAAGCUCAACAAUGGCUCUUGCAUUCAAGUCAUGGUGGAAACCUUCUUUCACAUUCAACAUUUCAGCCACCAGAGACCGUGCAGACGGGAAACUGCAAUAUGGAUUUGGCCUCCAAAGUGAAAGUCUCAGAGAAGCCAGCUAUCAAAGAGCCGAUCCCAAUUUCGUAAUGCUCACACCAAGCAAGGAGCACCUAGCUGAGGGCAUUGUUUGGCAAACCGGAAAACGACCUAUGCUAAAAUCUGACAUAGAUGCUGGACAUUUUGAUGGCUUACCGAGAGAAAUGAGACCUCUUGACAAAAUUUUGUAAUUUCUUAUAGAUGCACAUUUCGCCGAUAAAUGAAAAUGCUUUCAGAAGAUUGCAGUCUAGUAACUCUAGUUCACUGCAUUUGGUAUGUAUUUUUUGUUAUAAUCUUUGUUGUUAUGGACCACAUAUUAUUAAUGAUUCCCACUGUUGUAGGUA